This is a messenger RNA of Cavenderia fasciculata, 1569 nucleotides long. RefSeq lists its product as uncharacterized. Lineage: Eukaryota; Evosea; Eumycetozoa; Acytosteliales; Cavenderiaceae. The coding region runs from base 1 to 1569 and encodes 522 amino acids. The record is from RefSeq and is a predicted model, not a curated record. The transcript is spliced from 2 exons.
AUGAUACAUUUCUAUAUAUUAUCUGAUUUGUAUUUAGAUGAUACUAAUCAAAGUGGAAUAGUUGAUGAAAGACUAUUAAACUUGUCAAAUCAAGAUGGUGAUAAUAUUGUGUUGGUUUUGGCUGGCAAUAUUGGAGUAAUAAGAACAAAGGGUGACAAUAUCAUUGAUACUGAAUCACCACUGUAUAAAUGGUUAGAUGCAGUCAUUAGAAUCAAGAGUAUCAAUAGGAUAUACUAUCUACCCGGUCCAUUGGAAUACUCAUCUAAAUACAAAGGUGCCACUGGCACUACUACGAUUGGUGGUACUACAUCUAUGCAAACAAUCAACAAAGCAAUGCACCAAUCACAAUGGUUUACAUCAAAGAAGUUGGUAUGGAUGCAAAACAAGACAAUUGAUGUCGGUAAAUCUUUUAAAUUGGUUGGGUGUACUAUGUGGCCACAAAUACCUUCGUCGUUUAAAGAACCCGUUGCAUUCAAGGGAUUCGAUUAUCGGUAUAUCUGUCCAUCAUCAGAUGAACCAUGUGGCCAUUCCUAUAUGAUGAGUAAUCAAAAGGAAUGGAGUAAAGAUGAUAUUAAAUGGAUCAAUGAUACAGUCAAAUCAAUUGUUAAUGAAUCGUCGUCAUCGUCACUAUCUUUAUCAUUAACAAAUAGUGAUAGUGAUAAUGAGUGUAGUAUAAUAAUGCUUACUCAUUAUUCUCCAUCUAUUGAUACUUCUAUAUCCCCCGAACUACCUUAUAAAAAGUCACUUUCAAUUUGUAGUGAUUUAAGAUUUGAUAGUUUUAUGUCAUAUUAUGGUGACUAUAUAAAGUAUUGGUGCUAUGGGCAUACUGGAGCUAAUCCAUCUCACAACCUAGUUAACGAUCAAGUACACCUAGUCUCAAAUCAACAAUUCGACGGAUCAGCUUUCAAUGGCAACACCAAUAGUACUAGUCAUUCUCCAAUCAAUACUUUUAGUUUAAACAAACCUUUUUUCUCUAUACCAGGUCAUUUGGAAAAAUUAAAUGAUCAGCAAGGACAAGAAAAAGAAACAACAAAUGAUAAUAAUAUUAAUAAUGGAUUUAAAUUACCAACACUACCAGCUUCAAAAACAACAACUUCAACAACAAAUCAAUUUAAACUACCUGUUGUCGAUAAUCAAGAUAAAUUAAAGAAUAAUAAUAAUAAUAAUAAUGGAAAUCAAGUAUUGGAUUCAAUUUCAGAUUUAUUAAGUAAACCAAUGAGUGAAGAAGAAAGAACAAAACAAUUAACAAUGCUCAUGAUGAAAGGUAAUCAAAAUGACAAUGACGAUUUAAAUAAUAAUAGUAAUAGUAAAUUCUUUGGAAAAUCAUCGGCACCCAAAAAUAUAGAAUUAAAUAACAAAAAGGAUAAUAAUAAUAAUCAUCAACCAAAAGUAUUUACAGCUGAAAUGUUUGAAAAUGAUUUUGCAGAUGAUGAUGAGAGUGACGAUAUAUUUUCAACAACACCUAAAAGAUCAAUUGAUGAAACUACAACUACCCCAACCACAACAACAAAUAUUAAUAUUGAUAAUAAUAAUAAGGAAGAAAAGAAAAAGAAAAAGUUUAAAUUUUAA